UUAAAGUUGGCAGUCGGAGCUGCAGUAAAGCUAGCAUAACUCCCGUCCAUUUACAUCGGAAAAACUAAGUGAAAUCAAAACCGAGGAGCGACAUAGGUCACACGAGUUAUCUGGAAUCAAUUUCAAUAAUAAUAUUAUUGCAAUCGCAACAAUCACAACUGAAAUCCACAACAAUGCAGGCGAACGCUUUUCACAAGAUGUUUCUACUGCUUCCGCUCGCGCUUUUUCAAACGGCAAAUGGUGCCCAAUGGAAUUACCUGAAGCAAGGAACGGACUGGGGAGGCCUCUGCUCCUCCGGAAAAUCCCAAUCACCGAUUGCGUUGGAUAGAAACACCGCAUAUAAGAAAGCAUUACCUGCAAUCUUUUUCGGGAACUAUUACCAACAGCUUACGAACCCAGUAUGGAUUCGGAAUAAUGGACACACAAUUACCUUGGAAAUAACCAAAACAAUCAAUGGAAGGCUACCCUAUAUAUCCGGGGGCCGUUUGAAGGGUCGCUACUUGGCCUCUAAUCUUCACUUUCAUUGGGGAUCCAAUAAUUCCCGCGGAGCCGAGCAUUUAAUACAAAGAUUGCGAUAUUAUGGAGAAAUCCAUAUUGUUCAUUGGAACGAAAAGUACAAAAAUGUUGCGGAAGCAGCUGAACAAAAAGAUGGUUUGGCUGUUGUUGCCGUUCUGAUGUCCAUUGAUAAGAAAAGAAGAACAAAAUCCGAAACCUUGAUCAGUCUUAUGGAGUCAGUCGUACGGAUUCCGAUCAUAGAUUCGAACACUUCUUAUCAUGGUUUUCUUAGUUUGGAUGAGUUGAUUGACAGUCCGAAUCUCAAAGACUUCUUCUCCUACGAUGGCUCUCUGACCACGCCCAAUUGCUACGAGGCGGUCAUCUGGAUUGUUUUUACCGAAAUUACGUUUGUGGGCCUUACACCCUCAUCAAAGUUUUGGUUAUUGACAGACGAUGCGGGCAACCAGCUGGUCAACAACUAUCGUUCUCUACAGCAUCUAAACGGGCGAACUGUGUUUUAUAGGGUUAAAAAAAAUAGGAAAUAAACUAAAUACAAUA
Drosophila erecta is the source of this 1053-nucleotide messenger RNA. RefSeq names its product carbonic anhydrase 1 (gene CAH16). The transcript has 5 exons. Gene Ontology annotation, cellular component: cytoplasm. NCBI's taxonomy places the organism in Eukaryota, Metazoa, Arthropoda, Insecta, Diptera, Drosophilidae. Bases 174 to 1040 code for a protein of 288 amino acids. The record is from RefSeq and is a predicted model, not a curated record. Gene Ontology annotation, molecular function: carbonate dehydratase activity; zinc ion binding.